AACUAAGUGCUCUGUUCAGAGAAACCUCAGCAAGUCACGAGAGGCAAGGAACACAAAAGUAAACUCCAGAGUCUACAAUGCUGCCACCCUUCUGGGAUCUGUAGGACGGGCAAGGGGCCGUGAGAGAGAGAAAAACUGAUCUCAAGAGCAUCCAGAGUCCGUGGUCUCGAGGAAGAUCAGACCAAGACCCAAGCAAAGACAUCCCAAAAGUACUACAUCCUGCAGCCAGCUUUGCCCUUCAGUCCUCAAUGGCAAGAAUCCCAACUCCAACCACUCUGGCCAUUCUCCUGACUUGCCUCUUCUCUGGGGCACGUGGCCAGACCCCAGACACCUUCCAGGUGAGCUCCAUCCCCUUUGAGGCACUCAGCCAGGAGCAGGCUUACAGCCUGGUGCAGCCCAGCCUGUUCCAGGAUGCCAAAGCACCCAACUACUCAGAAAGUCUUCCCAAGAGCAGCGGUUCGGAGCCACCUCUGCUGCCCGUCUGUGCGAAGCCUGCAGAUAUCAGGCACAUCUUCAAGUACAUCAACACCAUUGUGUCCUGCACCAUCUUCAUAGUAGGGAUCAUUGGGAACUCCACACUCCUCAGGAUCAUUUACAAGAACAAGUGUAUGAGGAAUGGGCCGAAUGUUCUCAUUGCUAGCUUGGCACUUGGAGACCUUCUCUACAUUCUCAUUGCUCUGCCCAUCAAUGUGUAUAAGCUCUUGGCAAAGGACUGGCCCUUCGGUGUGCAGGUGUGCAAGCUGGUCCCCUUCAUCCAGAAGGCUUCAGUGGGCAUCACAGUCCUCAGCCUUUGUGCCCUCAGCAUCGACAGGUAUCGAGCAGUGGCCUCCUGGAGUCGGAUCCAGGGCAUAGGAAUCCCCAUGUGGAAAGCAGUGGAGGUGACACUGAUCUGGGCAGUGGCCAUUGUGCUUGCAGUCCCUGAAGCCAUAGCCUUUGACAUGGUAGAGAUCAACUACUGGGACCGAGACCUGUGGGUGUGCAUGCUUGCCUCCGAACAGAAAUCCAGCUUCAUGAUGUUCUACCGUGAUGUGAAGGACUGGUGGCUUUUUGGCUUCUACUUCUGCCUCCCUUUGGUAUGCACUGGCAUCUUCUACACCCUCAUGUCAUGUGAAAUGCUGAGCAAGAGAAAUGGCAUGAGAAUUGCUCUGAAUGACCACAUGAAACGGCGUCGGGAGGUGGCCAAGACUGUCUUCUGCCUUGUGGUGAUCUUCGCACUCUGCUGGCUGCCGCUCCACCUCAGCCGUAUCCUCAAAAAGACCAUCUAUGAUCAGACAGACCCCAACAGAUGUGAGCUGCUCAGUUUCCUCCUCGUCAUGGAUUACUUUGGGAUCAACAUGGCCUCUCUGAAUUCCUGCAUCAAUCCUGUGGCUCUCUACUUUGUCAGCCGAAAAUUCAAGAACUGCUUCCAGUCCUGCUUGUGCUGCUGGUGCCAGAGACCCGCUCUGAGCAUCACACCAACAGAUGAGAAGGGCUCUGUGGGGAAGUGGAAAGCCAAUGGGCAGGAGCUUGGACUGGACCGGAGCAGCUCCCGCUUGAGCAACAAGUACAGCUCUUCCUAAGCAGAGAGGAGAAGACACUGAGACAAGAUGGAAAUUUGCUCCAGGCUCUCCACUCAGGGAUGGCAUUCAACCUGCCUGUCUAUGGCACAAGAAGGUGACUGAAUGCAUGGGACAGCACAGCUUAGGAGUCCAGGUAUCCUCGGCAGAAGCCAGUGGCAGCAUCCAGCCAAACCACCUGCUCCAAAUUCCCCCUCCCCAGUUCCUGGAACCCCAGCACUUCUUGGCCACAGCUCCGUGACACCAAGGUUCAGGUUAUUUCUAAGGAGGAUGCAGAUUCUGACCCUCAGGGUCAAGCUAAGGUGGAAAAUACAAUGGGGAAGACCUGCCCUCAGCUGAAGUUGCUGCUGAAACUAACCAGAAUAUGGCAAAGAGCCCUCACAAAUUUAAAGUGAUUAGACCCCAAAUGCCUUCUCCAGCAUGACUUUCUAACAAUCAUGCUUGCACCCCUUGCCAAAACCUCAAGAAAAUCUGCAUGAGAACGUGUUAUUUACCAGGUUUUUGAUAAUUUUCCUGUUGUGUUUUUCUUCUCUCUUAUGCCCCCUUUUCCUUUCCUCUUUCCCCUUUUCACGGGGGAAAAAAAAGAUAAAAAAAGAGGGAGAAAAGGCUUGUAAAUAAAGCGGAACCCUUUCCAGGUGACACUGUAUUUUAGUGAAAGCAAAGCUAGAAAGAAAUAUUUUAGAAACAAAUCAUAUUUUUGAAAGAACAAUUAGGCUUCAAAUCUAAACAGAAGGACUGAGGGAUACCCAGACCAGCAAGUUUUACAUAAUCUUACCUACCCACUAGAGUAGAUUUGUCUGUAUGUGUCUCAGAGCACUGAUGGCUCUGAGCUGGCUGUGUUUCACUGGAAGACAAAAGUCAUUGGAGAAAACUGAUAGCAAUGAAAUGCUCCAUCUUAGUGGAAGGGCUUUUAAACAAUUGUGCUCAUUAGAACAACAGUAAUCUGGAUUGUACAUGUUUCUGUAAAGAGUCAACCUUUAUCACGUUGAAACAAGCAUUCAAAGGUCCUCUUCCAUUCAGGACAGCCUCAGUUGUGUCUUGCUUCCUGCAUAGAAAGCCUGGCUUCCUCCAGCUCUAUCCAAACCAGCAAUAGGAACAGCCAAGUGCUGCCUGCCACCAGCUGGGCAAUGAUUGUUCUCUUACCUGCACACUGCAUGGGGACUAGCAGAUUUAAACACACAGUUCCCAUUCAACUCAGUUGAAUGAAGCAUCUGAGUGAUUCCCCAGCUGUGACCCCUGGUAAUAGCAUAAGGAGCAGUGCCCCCAAAUGUUUAAGAUCUGUGAUUGUCUCCUAAGGACAGCCAGGACCUGUUCAUACUCACAAGACAGACAGCAAUUACAGGCAGACAGGGGAAUCUUUUUACCUUGCUUAAAUUCCCAGACCCCUAAUAGCUAACAUCUCUCCUUAUGCUCCACAGCAAAUUUAAUCAUUCCUGCAUUAGCUACACUCAGAUCAACUUUUUCACCUUAAAUGGUUCAAAACCAGUCUCAGAUCUGCACAUGAUUAAUAUUGCAACAGACUGCCAUGAAUUCAUCCCAGCUCUGGACAUUGCUACAACUUGCUGCACAGCUGCUUAACACUGACUUCAGCCUCCUUUGCUUUCUUUCCCCUUGUGUUUUCCUCCCAUGUGUCUCCUAUUAAAACCACCAUCAUAAAAUUUGACUAAGUGUGAGAGAGGAGGAAGAGAGCUACUAGCUGCAAACAGUAUCCUUUUAAAACUAUUACACAGUGGUGGCAUUCACCUGGCACCUUCCUAGCUCCCAAAGGUCUCUGUUAGGCUACAACCAAGACCAGGACAAACACAUUUCAGCUCAAAGAGAAAGCAAAGAGCAUCAGAAAUGGAGAGCACAUGCAGCCAGGUUUUAGCUGCUCAUGGAAUUGCAAAUAGAAACACAGCUCCCCCCUUCCAAGAUCUUUUUAAAGUUACUCUCCGUGCCGCUGGGGCUUAACAGUCACAGGACUGAGCCCAGGUGUAUCAGUCAGGUUCUUGUUUAUUCGCCCCUUUUCCCUUCAGCCAAGCCAGACAGGAUCAGCCAAAAAUCAAAGCCGCCGCAGCCACCUGUAGAGAUGUGGGAACCCAUUGGCAUGGGCAAGAUGAAUCCAUUGCAGCAAUCUGAAGCAAAAGAGCCUUAUUAUGAAAUGCAGGGUUCAGAUGGCUUCGGGACCUAAUGCCUGUGAACACAAACCCACUGCCAGCCUGCCAGAAACCAAGUCUGUCAAUUUGUAUUUGAAAGAACAAUUUUAUUGAGAAAACCUGACAUUUUACAUCCUCUUAUUCCUCUGUAUGUUAAUAAAACAUGUUGGUGUUUGAAAGGAAA
This is a messenger RNA of Coturnix japonica (Japanese quail), 3875 nucleotides long. RefSeq names its product endothelin B receptor-like. Gene Ontology annotation, cellular component: plasma membrane. The record is from RefSeq and is a predicted model, not a curated record. Gene Ontology annotation, molecular function: endothelin receptor activity. Gene Ontology annotation, biological process: enteric nervous system development; vasoconstriction; endothelin receptor signaling pathway. NCBI's taxonomy places the organism in Eukaryota, Metazoa, Chordata, Aves, Galliformes, Phasianidae.